CAUCUCGUCAAUAUUAUGACGUCAUUGCAGACCUGCAUUGGGAUUCACUGCACUCGGUCUGUUGACCUUUUCAAUGUAUUUAAUCGCAAACAGAGAGCACAUGGUCAUUGUUUUGAUUCAGCUCUGACGGCGUUGGCAAGACUAGAGUAUUUUUUGUGGAUUCUCUUGAAGAUCUGUCUGCAUAAUUCUUCUAGUGUUAGGCCUACAUCAACGUGUAUUUCGCCCUCCCAACAAAAAUUCAACAGACUUGAAAACAUGUACUCAGAAAUUAUUUUUAUGUUGAUCUUUGGAGUCGUUUCAUCGUACGCCAAGCCGAGAGAGUUCAACCGAGAUGAUCAAUUUGAAGUUCAUCACUCGUCUCAUCAAUUGAUUCGUCCCAAUAGGCCUACGUUUCCAAGAAACUCGGAUGAUCUGGGAUUAAUUGAUAUUCAUCAACUUGUUGAUCCAUUGAAUCAUCGUUCCAAAAGGUCUCCCCAAGACGGUGAGAGACACAGUGUUUCGGCGACGGCCAGCCGGACAGAGCCGCAAAUGGGCAGACCUGCGCAGAACUCGGUGCGCGGUGACUACAGCUACAACUUGUGGCGUGGCGGCAAGAAUGGAGCCACCCUCAACGCAAACACCUUCUACCAGCGCAACUGGGGAGCUGGGCCAAAGCGCGACUACGGCGGUGGACUCAGUGUGUCCGUGCCUUUUGGACGUGGAUAGACUUGUAAUUCAGCUCAAACCAAGAUGGAAAGAACAUUUUAGAAAUUCUAAUUACUUUGUCUUGGAUUGAUGGUUCAUAUUUGAAUGUGAGCAGUAUAGUAUUAGUAAGAGUUAAGUUCCACUUAAGUUGGUGUCACACCACGCCGUUUACGAUAGGACAAGACACAUCUAGACAAAAAUUGCAUAUUCAAAAUGUCCAAAUGCGUCUGGAGUGGUCUCACCUACACCAAUGCUAAAGCUUUCCCACUCGGUUGGACGUGGUCAUUAUGUCCGUUGGUAUCCAGCUUUGUGUGACAAUACCACCCUCAUUCGAUGUCACAGCAAGAUCGCUGAUUCCUAGCUAAUAGUACGUGAUAAUAUUGUCUAAUUCCUAGACUUGUGCGUUAAUAUCAAAAGCAGAUCAUCUUAAGAGAUCUAUAAGUAGGUAAUGAUUUUUAAUGAUAGAUAACUAAAAUAAUAGUGAAGAUAACGUUUAUUCAUACGGAAUUUGUUGUCUUCUCACAAUCAUAACUAUUAUAAUAUUAUGAUGUGUGAUUGUCAAUAAAAAAAA
Molecule: messenger RNA, 1255 nt
Organism: Nilaparvata lugens (brown planthopper)
Lineage: Eukaryota; Metazoa; Arthropoda; Insecta; Hemiptera; Delphacidae
Exons: 3
Coding region: 16-705 (229 amino acids)
Source: RefSeq, a predicted model, not a curated record